AGUAACUUUCCUUCCUCUUUUUCAGGAGAUUUUCAAUUUUCGGUGAAGUCAGUCGAACGUGUUUUCUACCAAACGACAUGAGAAACAAUGAAUAGAAAACAAAGUAAAUUGACAAGUUUGUGGGCAGAUGACGGGGACGAUGAUGACUGUAUUAUCUUGGAUCCUCUCCCUGUAACUUGUUCUUCAACCAGGAAGACAGAUAAGCCAGUUAUGAAAGUGUCAAGUACCAAAAAAGCCAGUCAGUGGGUGUCCUCGGCAUUUGAUGGCUUUGACGACAUUACUAGUGCGAAAUCCAAGCCACCGAGACAGCCCAGCUUUUCCAAAACUGAAAAAACAUCAAGUCUGAAGAGGCCUCACCAUGCUAUGUCUAACGGACAUGAAGGGUUUUCUGCACAGAAAAUAGUCACACGUAGAGCUAAUUCUUCACCAGACAUAGCUUUGUGGUCAGAAAAAUAUGCACCAGGGAAUCAGGGAGAUCUGGCAGUCCACAAGAAGAAAAUAGCUGAUGUUGAACAGUGGAUUAAGGGACACUUAGAAAGAAAAAAGCUUCCACCAAUAUUGUUACUGACUGGUCCAGCUGGUGUGGGAAAAACUGCUACAGUUAAAGUGCUUGCAAAAGAACUGAGAUGUGAACUGCAUGAAUGGUCCAAUCCUCUAGCUGAAGACUAUAGUGAAGGCUUCUUGGCAGAAAAUGAUUGGAGAUCUAGAUCUCGUGUUGAAGCAGGGAUCUCGGGAUCCCAAAAGUCACAGUUUCAGGAAUUUCUUCUGAGAGCGAACAAGUAUAACACACUGGAUAUAUUUGGUGGAGGAAUAAUGACUAGGAGAAUUAUCCUUGUAGAAGACUUCCCCAAUAUUUUCUACAGAGAUGCUACCCCAUUCCAUGACAUUCUCAGGAGGUAUGUGCAGGUUGGAGGAAGCCCAUUGAUAUUUAUAGUCAGUGACAGUACAAGUGGUGAAUCCAAUGAGAGAUUACUCUUUCCGAAGGAAUUACAAGCCCAGCUGAAUAUAGAAAAUAUCAGCUUCAAUCCUGUUGCUAUGACGAGCAUGACCAAGAUUCUGACCAAGGUUGCAACAGAGGAAUCAUUGAAGGGAAGUCAUAAAUUUACUGUGCCAUCAAAGUCUGUGAUAGAAUCUAUAGCCAUGGCGAGUGCUGGAGAUGUACGAGGGGCAAUCAAUGCACUCCAGUUUGCUUGUCUUAAAGAUACUGAUGAUAUAGCAGCAACAAGUUACUCUAAAAGUAAAACAAGAAUGUCAAAGAAAUCGUCUACUGCGGGAAAGAAAAGUUCUUUCUCCAAGAAAGGUUUGAGCAAAUCCAGUAGCAUUCAGAAAGAUGAGGAUUUGAUGUCCAUAGGAGGUCGGGAUACAUCAUUGUUCUUGUUCAGAGCUCUUGGCAAAAUAUUGUACUGUAAAAGAGAUGAGCCUUCAAAGGACGAUGAAAAUGCAGCAGUAUUACCUACACAUCUGUCUCAGUAUUAUAGGAAUCCGUUACAAGUAAACCCAGAGGAUGUAGUGGAGAAGUCACAUCUGUCCGGAGACUUCUUUGGUGCUUACCUACAUCAGAACUAUGUGGAAUUUUUCUCCAGUAUUGAGGAUGUAGUGUCGGCCAGUGAAUAUCUCAGUGAUGCUGACUACCUUACCAUAGACUGGGCUUCCAGGUCAGCACUGCAACACUAUGCAGCCUCAGUUGCUACCCGUGGUAUAAUGUUCUCCAACAGUAGCAGAGCCAGACAUACAGACAGUGGGGGAGGUGGUCUGGGCUGGAAACCCUUACAUAAACCACAGUGGUAUACAGCCUCUAAACAAGCCCGACAGAAUUCAGAUAGUGCUAGAUUUCUGUUUCGUGGGCACAGAGCACCUCCAGUUGUGUUACAGACAGAGUUGAUACCAUAUAUCUCACUUAUAAAUACAACACUUCAUGACACAGGUCAGAUAUCAUUUAUUCAAGAAAUAUGCAGAUUUUCUAGUCAUAAAAUUGGCAGGUACGAAAAACUUGAUGAGAAAGAUAUAGAUAUAGAAGAUGAUGAUGCCUCAACAUCAGCCAAUCAGAAGACAGUACAAUCUGUGUUGCCUGGAGACACUGAUGAUGUCAUCAGCAGCAGCCAGUCAAAUGUGAAUUCUACACAGGAAGAGGAGGAAGAAUACACUAUAGAUGAUUAUGAUGACUGAAGUGCUGCUGAAAUUAUAUGGUGUGGUAGUUUCCAUGUAAAAAAUGUUACUACAAUUGAAAAAUCCAUCUUUUAUCUCAUAUUUCAUUAUUUCUGUUUAAACUAUGAAAAAACAAUGUCAAAAAGUUUGGCAGAAACACCUGAUAGAAAAAAAAAACAACAUUUUGAAUAGGUUGUGAGACUUGUUAAAGUUUGUUAUAACUAAUUUGCUGUGGUUUUAAAGGAAGUGACCUGUACUGCUGAAAAAAGUUCAAUUCUGUUAAAUAUUUUUCUGUUACUUAAACUGUACCUGAUUGUGUAAAGAAUAUCAGUGUUAUUAUUUCUGUUGCUGUGAUAUUCUUUUUUCCCUUCAGUUUACACUAUUUGCUAUGCAAGAAUGAAAUAGAAUCUCUACUGAAACAAUGUGAUAAUGUUAAAUUGAAAGUGUCAUUAAAAUUGUUCUAUA
This is a messenger RNA of Mercenaria mercenaria, 2610 nucleotides long. Its product is annotated as cell cycle checkpoint protein RAD17-like. The transcript is spliced from 17 exons. Gene Ontology annotation, biological process: DNA repair; DNA damage checkpoint signaling; mitotic DNA replication checkpoint signaling. NCBI's taxonomy places the organism in Eukaryota, Metazoa, Mollusca, Bivalvia, Venerida, Veneridae. Gene Ontology annotation, molecular function: chromatin binding. The record is from RefSeq and is a predicted model, not a curated record. The coding region runs from base 88 to 2166 and encodes 692 amino acids.